AUGGGUUCUGCGACAAAGCUCAAAGCGUGCUACGCGUGCACGAACGGAAAACGGAAAUGCGACAAAGCUCAACCUGUUUGCGGGCGCUGCAAUGAUCGAGACGUUGAGUGCCGAUAUCCGCCUACCAAGCGGAAGAGGCUGCACUCGUCAGCACCAGGCGCGGAAAAUGGCGGAGAGAAUCAGGACAGGCUCAGUGUUGGGCCACCGAGUCUGAUGCAAAUCCCUUUCUCAACACCAAACAAUGGCCUGAUUGACCUCAAUCAGUGGGCGGCCAGUUUAAGUAAUUGGGGCGCUCUCCCCGCUGCUGAGCUGCCAGACGACUCGCCCGCGACAAGCAGUGAGACAAUCUCGAGCCAGAAGGAUGCUGUCGACUUCUUCCUCAGACCUGACGCGUGGGCCAUUCGACAUAUUCCCUUCACUACCCCAUCCUUUCCCAACUCUGUCUGUAUGAACUAUGUCCACGGAAUUCACGAGUUCUUCACAGAGUGGGUUACAAAUUCGCAUAGCCCGUUCAUACACAACCAGCUCUACGCCGAUGCUGGGCUGCCACCAGCAAUUCAGGACGCCUUCACCUGUAUCGUCCUUCACAACUCCAAAACACCUGCAAACAAGACGGUUAUCGAUGAAUUACUAGCUUCGAAAGCAGCCUCAUUACUCAAGGCAUAUUGCCCUGACCUUACUGGUCCUGAAGCGACGCUCGGCAUUCGUGAGCACCUCUCUCGAACACAAGCUCUAUUCGUCCAUCUUGUACUCGCACUGUUCUCACCCUCUAUUGGUGCGCGAGCCAGCGCUGAACAGCAGAUACAGACUCUCCUCUCAUGGACGCGUCAACUCUGGGAAGCCGCUCUUUGUGAUCCGGAUGUUGGCCUGCCAUGCAACGGUGGCGAUAGCUCCGCUGCUGCAGCCUCUGCCAACGGCAUCAUUCUAGACUCUAUCUUCGACGGUGAUCCACUACCUCGAAAGUGGCGCUCAUGGGUAUUGUCAGAGAGUGUCCGUCGGAUAUGGCUAAUGGCAACAUCCACCAUCGGAGUCUAUCUCACUCUCAAACAAAAAUGGGCUGAAUGCCACGGCGGCAUCUACUUCACGGCCCACAAAGAAUUAUGGGAAGCCAGAACCUGCUUUUCGUGGGCAGCUGCAUGUCGGAAAGCAGAUCCUCUUUUCAUAUGUAGUUUAGACUGCGAGGGUCUGUUUCUAAGUGCAAAGGCAUCUGACGUAGACCCAAUGCUUGUCAAUCUGUUUACUAUUAUGUGGGGGGUUGAAAGAGUCGAGAAUUGGGCUGCGAGAACAUGUGAACCUGGAGAGGAUGUAAGAGUUUGGAGGGGGACGGAUUUGCCUAUGGAGAAGGGAAGGAUUGCACCUUCAUGA
Fusarium fujikuroi IMI 58289 is the source of this 1365-nucleotide messenger RNA. RefSeq lists its product as uncharacterized. Lineage: Eukaryota; Fungi; Ascomycota; Sordariomycetes; Hypocreales; Nectriaceae. Gene Ontology annotation, molecular function: DNA-binding transcription factor activity, RNA polymerase II-specific; zinc ion binding. The record is from RefSeq and is a predicted model, not a curated record. The transcript has a single exon. Bases 1 to 1365 code for a protein of 454 amino acids. Gene Ontology annotation, biological process: regulation of DNA-templated transcription.